AAACAACUUCGUCUCUCUCUACAGCUCAUCACCGGAGCCUGCCGAGCGGGCUUCCCACAUAAAACCAUCUUCAAGUAUUCUUCACUGUCAAAACUCAUCAAAAAACUGUAAGAAAGAAUCGGUUCCGUGCUCCUUGAAUCUUCAAUCUCCACAUUCCGAUCGAACCGAGUUCUUACGUUCACCAAGAACAGGUAGUUAUAAUAUCUAGGGUUUAAGAAAGAAUGUUGGUUGAAUUGCCUCGUUUGACAAAUUCACUUAGAGUCCCAUAUGAUGUCGAUAAAGCUUACUUGGAACGCAAAAUUUUCCUCCAAAAUCAUAAUAAACCUCAAAGGCCUGGAAAUUCUCUCGAUGAUUCAGAACUUGCUCGAAACAUAGUCCAUCAUUGGGAACAAGCAUCAAAUGAAGUGCGUCAAGCAUAUAAAAAAUUUCUUGGUUCAGUAGUAGAGUUAAUUGAUGGAGAAGUAUCAUCUGAGGAAUUCAGACAAGUAGCUAAAACAGUUUAUCGUCUCUUUGGUGCUCCUCAAGAAGAUGAUGUUAAGAACAAUAGAUCUAAAAUAUCAGCAUCCAAAAAGGAAGAAUUACAAAAGUGUAUUGGUUACAAUGUUCCGGAUAUUAAGAUUCAGAAAGUUGCUUCACUCGCUCAAAAGCUCUUCCUCUUGCAGCCUAGUGGUAAUGGAGAUGAUGCUAGUAUCUCAGAAGUGCGAGUUGAUGUUGGUGGUGAGAAUUCAGCGGAGUUUGGGAGUGAAUUAGUUUUCCAUGCACCUACCCGGUUUCUUGUUGACGAGUCUUUGAACAAUGAGCUACUUUUGGAAGAGGAAAGCUCCAUGAUGUCUUCUCUUCACGGAGAACAAUAUAACCAUAUUGAAUCUGUACCUAAUAAUUUUGUUGUGGACAAGGGAAAAGUGGACUUGAGAUGGUUAAGAGAUGAAUGUGAUCAGAUAGUUAGACAAAGUGGUUCACAACUUCCUACAGAUGAGCUAGCUAUGGCCCUUUGUCAAGUUCUUGAUUCAGAUAGAGCAGGAGAUGAGAUUGCUGGCGAGUUGUUAGAUCUUGUUGGGGACGGCGCAUUUGAAAUUGUUCAAGAUCUUUUGAAACAUAGAAAGGAGCUUGUUGAGGCAAUCCAUCAUGGGAUUGUUGUCCUUAAAUCAGAGAAAGCUCCAACCAUCCAGCCGAAAAUGCCUAGUUAUGGCACACAGGUCACUAUUCAAACUGAGACCGAAAAGCAAAUCGAUAAGCUCCGACGCAAGGAAGAAAAAAAACAGAGACGUGGAACAGAACAUGGGGUUGAGAAUGACUUGUCUGCUGGAAAUUUCUCUUCCUUACUUCAAGCAAGUGAGAGCAAAGGUCUCUUUGAUGAUUUGAUUGGCAGCGGCCAAGGUUCUAGUAAAUUUGUAGUGAACUCUCUUCCUCAAGGUACUGUUAGGAAGAACUUGAAGGGGUAUGAGGAAGUCAGUAUCCCUGCUACAGAAACUGCACAAAUGAAACCUGGGGAGCGGCUGAUCGAGAUAAAAGAAUUAGAUGACUUUGCUCAGGCUGCUUUCCAUGGCUACAAGUCCCUGAACCGUAUUCAGAGUCGUAUUUACCAAGCCACUUAUCAUACUAAUGAGAACAUAUUAGUUUGUGCUCCAACAGGAGCUGGUAAAACCAAUAUCGCUAUGAUUGCUGUUUUACACGAGAUUAAACAACACUACCGAGAUGGUAUUUUACAUAAAAAUGAAUUUAAAAUCGUCUAUGUUGCUCCUAUGAAGGCUUUAGCUGCAGAGGUGACAGCAACCUUCAGCCAUCGGUUGGCUCCAUUAAAUUUGAAUGUGAAGGAGCUUACUGGGGACAUGCAACUGUCAAGGAGUGAGCUUGAGGAAACUCAGAUGAUAGUUACAACACCUGAGAAAUGGGAUGUCAUCACUCGCAAAAGCAGUGACAUGUCAUUGUCAAUGCUAGUGAAACUGUUGAUUAUUGAUGAAGUACACCUGUUGAACGAUGAUAGAGGACCUGUAAUAGAGGCAUUAGUUGCAAGGACUCUUCGCCAGGUUGAGUCCACACAAUCAAUGAUACGCAUUGUGGGUCUUUCUGCCACUCUUCCCAAUUACUUGGAGGUUGCGAACUUUCUGAGGGUGAAUCCGGAGGCAGGACUCUUCUUCUUUGAUUCCAGCUAUCGUCCCGUGCCUCUUGCACAACAAUAUAUCGGAAUCACUGAGCAAAACUUUGCGGCUCGCACCAACCUCAUAAACGAAGUAUGCUAUAAAAAGGUGGUAGAAUCACUGAAGCAGGGCCACCAGGCAAUGAUUUUUGUUCAUUCACGCAAGGACACUAGUAAAACAGCAAAGACAAUGAUUGAAUUUUCCCAGAAGAGUGAAGAUACCGAGUUGUUUAGGAAUGACGAACAUCCAAUGUAUGCCUUAAUAAAGAAGGAUGUGCAAAAAUCAAGAAACAAAGAAGUUGCUGAGUUGUUUGAAUCUGGGAUUGGUAUUCAUCAUGCUGGGAUGUUGCGCGCUGACAGAGGUCUGACUGAGCGUCUCUUCUCCGAAGGUCUCCUGAAGGUUCUUGUUUGCACUGCUACAUUGGCAUGGGGAGUAAAUUUACCUGCUCACACAGUUGUCAUAAAGGGAACCCAACUAUAUGAUCCAAAGGCCGGUGGAUGGCGAGAUCUGGGCAUGCUUGAUGUUAUGCAGAUCUUCGGGCGAGCUGGGAGACCACAAUUUGACAAAAGCGGUGAAGGCAUUAUCAUAACAUCACAUGAUAAGUUAGCCUACUAUUUACGACUGCUGACAAGUCAGCUUCCAAUAGAAAGUCAGUUUAUUAGCUCAUUGAAAGACAACUUAAACGCAGAGGUGGCACUGGGUACUGUUACCAACGUCAAGGAAGCUUGUGCCUGGCUGGGAUAUACAUAUCUUUUCAUAAGGAUGAAAUCAAAUCCAUUGGAGUAUGGGAUAGGAUGGGAUGAGGUCAUGGCAGAUCCUUCUUUAAUCUCAAAGCAAAGAUCCCUUGUAACAGAUGCUGCUCGCUCCCUUGACAAAGCAAAAAUGAUGCGGUUUGAUGAGAAAAGUGGAAAUUUUUACUGUACAGAACUUGGUCGCAUUGCAAGUCACUUUUAUAUUCAGUACUCUAGUGUGGAAACAUACAAUGAAAUGCUCAGGCAUCAGAUGAGUGACAGUGAGGUGAUUAAUAUGGUGGCCCAUUCAUCUGAAUUUGAAAAUAUUGUUGUAAGGGAAGAAGAGCAGGAUGAACUAGAAACCCUGGUUCGCAGAUCAUGCCCUGUGGAAGUAAAGGGUGGUCCUUCGAAUAAACAUGGGAAAAUCUCAAUCCUAAUUCAGUUGUACAUAUCACGAGGAUCAAUAGAUAGCUUUUCGCUAAUUUCAGAUGCAGCAUAUAUAAGUGCAAGCUUGGCUCGUAUAAUGCGUGCGUUAUUUGAAAUAUGUCUGCGGAGAGGAUGGUGUGAAAUGACUUCUUUUAUGUUGGACUACUGCAAAGCCGUGGAUCGUCAAAUAUGGCCUCAUCAGCAUCCUCUACGACAGUUUGAUAGGGAACUGUCCGCGGAAGUAUUGAGAAAGCUUGAAGAGCGAGAAGUUGACUUGGAUCGGCUUCUAGAGAUGGAGGAAAAAGAUAUUGGAUUAUUGAUUCGUUAUGCACAUGGAGGAAAGAUUGUUAAACAAUAUUUAGGAUACUUUCCAUGGAUCAACUUGUCUGCUACCAUAAGUCCUAUCACCAGAACUGUUUUAAAGGUGGACUUGCUCAUUACGCCUGAGUUUGUUUGGAAGGAUCGCUUUCAUGGUCUUGUUCAGCAUUGGUGGAUUCUUGUUGAGGAUUCCAAGAACGACCACAUUUAUCAUUCGGAGCUCUUCUCUCUGACGAAGAAAAUGGCACGAGGGGAGUCUCAAAAGCUUUCUUUUACAGUGCCCAUAUUUGAGCCACAUCCCCCUCAGUACUACAUCCGCGCUGUGUCAGAUUCUUGGUUGCAUGCAGAUACUUGUUACACUAUCUCCUUCCAAAAUCUUGCGUUGCCAGAGGCUCGUACAUCACAUACAGAACUUUUGGACUUGAAACCUCUUCCUGUAUCUUCACUCGGAAAUAAGGCUUAUGAGGCGCUGUACAGGUUCUCACAUUUCAAUCCAAUUCAAACUCAGACAUUUCAUGUCCUAUACCACACAGACAACAGUGUUCUGUUAGGGGCUCCUACAGGAAGUGGGAAAACUAUAUCAGCUGAACUUGCAAUGCUUCAUCUCUUCAAUACACAGCCUGAUAUGAAGGUUAUAUAUAUAGCACCCUUGAAAGCCAUUGUUAGAGAAAGAAUGAAAGAUUGGAGAACACGUCUUGUGUCUCAACUUGGGAAAAAGAUGGUGGAGAUGACUGGGGAUUAUACUCCAGAUUUAAUGGCCCUAACUUCUGCAGACAUCAUAAUUUCCACCCCAGAAAAAUGGGAUGGUAUCAGUCGUAACUGGCACAGUAGAAGCUACGUUACGAAGGUUGGACUCUUGAUAUUGGAUGAGAUUCACUUGCUAGGAGCUGAUCGUGGGCCCAUUCUCGAGGUCAUUGUUUCGAGGAUGAGAUACGUAUCAUCUCAAACAGAACGUGCUGUUCGGUUUGUGGGCCUUUCAACGGCAUUGGCAAAUGCAUGUGACUUGGCCGACUGGUUGGGUGUUGGGGAUGCUGGGUUAUUCAACUUCAAGCCUAGUGUGAGGCCUGUACCUCUAGAAGUUCACAUUCAGGGAUAUCCAGGGAAGUUCUAUUGCCCCAGAAUGAAUAGUAUGAAUAAACCAGCGUAUGCUGCCAUAUGUACCCAUUCGCCUACGAAGCCAGUUCUUAUUUUCGUUUCAUCUCGUCGUCAGACAAGGCUUACUGCGCUGGACCUCAUUCAGUUUGCAGCAUCAGAUGAGCAUCCUAUACAAUUUUUGAAUAUGGGCGAGGAAGCGUUGCAGAUGGUACUUUCUCAGGUCACUGAUCAGAACUUGAGGCACACUCUACAGUUCGGGAUCGGAUUGCACCAUGCAGGACUGAAUGAUAAAGAUAGAUCUCUGGUUGAGGAACUCUUUGCAAACAACAAAAUUCAGGUUUUGGUAUGUACCAGCACUUUAGCUUGGGGUGUUAAUCUUCCAGCUCAUCUGGUCAUUAUUAAGGGAACGGAGUUUUAUGAUGGGAAAGCGAAGAGAUAUGUUGAUUUCCCUAUUACAGAUAUUCUGCAAAUGAUGGGUCGUGCAGGCCGUCCUCAGUUUGACCAGCAUGGAAAAGCUGUCAUUCUUGUCCAUGAACCUAAAAAGAGCUUUUACAAGAAGUUUCUUUAUGAACCAUUUCCAGUUGAAAGUAAUCUGCGCGAGCAAAUACAAGAUCACAUCAAUGCAGAAAUUGUUUCUGGCACGAUUUGCCACAAGGAGGAUGCAGUGCAUUACCUUACCUGGACUUACCUAUUCCGUCGAUUGGUUGUUAAUCCUGCUUACUAUGGGUUGGAGGACACUGAAUCAAAAACUCUAAAUUCAUACCUGUCAAGUUUGGUGCAAAACACAUUUGAAGACCUGGAAGAUAGUGGCUGUAUCAAGAUGAAUGAUGACAGUGUAGAGCCUUUGAUGUUGGGUUCAAUGGCAUCACAGUAUUACCUAAGCUACAUGACUGUGUCGAUGUUUGGUUCAAACAUAAGUUCUAACACUUCACUUGAAGUUUUCCUGCACAUACUCUCUGGUGCGUCGGAGUAUAAUGAACUGCCUGUGCGACAUAAUGAGGAAAACUAUAAUGAAGCAUUAUCAAAAAGAGUUCCAUACCUUGUGGAUAACAAUAGCCUUGAUGACCCGCAUGUUAAAGCAAAUCUACUUCUACAGGCACAUUUCUCGCAGUUAGAGAUGCCGAUCAGUGAUUAUGUUACAGAUUUGAAGUCAGUGCUUGACCAAAGUAUACGUAUCAUACAAGCUAUGAUUGAUAUAUGUGCUAACAGCGGAUGGCUUACAAGCACAUUAACCUGUAUGCAUCUCUUGCAAAUGGUGAUGCAGGGUAUGUGGUUCGAAAGGGAUUCUUCUCUAUUGAUGUUGCCAAGUAUGAAUUCUGAACUUGUUAGUUUACUUGGAAAAAGAGGCAUCUCAAAUGUUCAGCAACUGCUGAGUCUUCCCAAGGCAACUCUGCAGUCAUUAAUCGAAAACUUCCCUGUGUCGCAGCUGUAUCAGGAGUUGCAGCAGUUUCCGUAUAUUCAUUUAAGGUUAAGGCUUCAGGAAAGGGAUAGAGAGGGUUUUAGGUCUCGUUUUCUGAACAUUAAAAUGGAGAAAACAAACUACAAGCACAAAACAAGGGCUUUCACCCCUCGGUUUCCCAAGUUAAAAGACGAAGCAUGGUGGCUGGUUCUUGGAAAUGUUUCUACCUCGGAGUUAUAUGCACUGAAGAGGGUUUCUCUCUCAGACCGCUCGUUGGUCACUAACAUGGAGAUACCAUCCUCAGUGAUUAGUCUCCAUGGAGUAAAGCUGAUUCUAGUUUCAGAUUGCUAUCUGGGGUUUGAGCAAGAACACCCAAUUGAAGAGUUAUUAAAUCCACGCAUUGAAAGAUAACCCACUUUGGCCUUGGCCAAAAUUUAGUCUGGAUUGUUCUCAAUCGUUGAUGGUGGGCCAUCCACUAAUGUCAUGCUCACGUAACAAUGACGUACUGUAUUAAGGGCUUCUCUUAAUAUAGCCCAUGUUUUUAUUAACCAUAGUCCAUUGACUUGGUCGAUAACUAUUGAAAAUAAUUCUAAGUUUGACAUUUUUUCAUUUUUAUUCAUAGCCCAAAACUAGGUAAAUGAUUCAAUAAAUAGGUAAGAUGAUUGGUAAAUCAUUGAGUCGGUGACUCCA
This is a messenger RNA of Papaver somniferum (opium poppy), 6797 nucleotides long. Its product is annotated as DExH-box ATP-dependent RNA helicase DExH14-like. Gene Ontology annotation, molecular function: ATP binding; nucleic acid binding; ATP hydrolysis activity. The transcript has 49 exons. The record is from RefSeq and is a predicted model, not a curated record. Lineage: Eukaryota; Viridiplantae; Streptophyta; Magnoliopsida; Ranunculales; Papaveraceae. The coding region runs from base 222 to 6518 and encodes 2098 amino acids.